Molecule: messenger RNA, 2959 nt
Organism: Pelagomonas calceolata
Lineage: Eukaryota; Pelagophyceae; Pelagomonadales; Pelagomonadaceae
Source: the annotation of a GenBank genome assembly
UGGACAACAGCCGCAAAAGGCUGCCCCCAGCGCAACGAUGGACAGCGACGACGACCUACCGCCGCUGGAGAGCGACGUGGCUAAUGUCCACUACUCCCGCCGCAGCCUGCUGGCGCUGAAUUCCCCAGAGGAGCCGGCCGCAGCCAAGCGGCCCGAGCAGCCGAGCGCGCUCGCCGUCGCGGCCGCCAAGCGGUCCCUCGACGCGCCGAAGAACGGCGCCUCCGGAGGCAGCGAAGCGACGACAGGCGGCGCGUCGCCCAAGAAGGAGGCCGCGCUCUGGCAGGCGGCCGACCUCACGUGCCGAACCACCACAAAGGGCGUGCGCCGGCGCAAGCCGCGGCCGCGGCCGCCCGCCACACUCAUAAAGAAGGAACGCCACGCCUGCGGCUACGCGUCGGCGCCCGACGAGCCGUCGAAUGGCGCCGAACGGCGGCGCCGGUCGCUCGAGUACCAGACGCCUCCCGCGACGCCCAUCCAGUACGACUCCGACGAGGAGUUCUUCUCUCCCAAAAAGUUCCGCGAGCCCGAGGAGUUCCUACAAAGUCCAUUGUCUGACGACGACGGCGACCGACCGCGGCCGCGGAGCUCCUACGUCCGGUCUUCUUCAACCGCUCUAGAGUACGUCCUGGCGCCGAAGCCCGCCCUGAGCGAAGCGACGCAGAAGCAACGCGCCGCCGUGAUGGCCGAGAAACGGCGACAACAUCUAAGUAGGUGGCCGACGCGACGCCAACCUGAGUUAGUAGACACCGUGACUGAACUCCGAGAGCACUUUUCUGGAGCGUCGCGCCUCGACGCGUUGCGCACACGCCUCACGGAGGAGAUGAAACUAAGAAAUAUGGGUAUAGGAGAUAUGUUCGCGCUCGUGGACGACGACAAAUCGCUGUCGUUAGAUGCGAACGAACUCCACGACAUGGCCCGGCGGUUGAACACGAAUUGUAGAUUACAGGACGCCGAGCAGCUGGUUUACGAAAGAGGUGAACGGGGAGAGAUUACGAUCGAAGCCUUCGUCGAGUGGUUCCACGAGGCGGAGGAUCCGCUGGUGAAAGCGCGAAAUGAAAGGAAGCGCCGCUGCAAGACGCCCUCCGCCGACCUUAGUAAAAGAAGAGGCUACGGCGUGUACGGCAUGGGCCGGGCCCAGGCGAAGCACGAAAGGGCCUUUGAUUCGUACGCGUCUCAGAGUAUAAAUGUCGAUUUCAACAGUGCGACGGACGGCCAGCUCUUAGAAGUCGACGCGUGUUUGCUGGAUGUGGACGUGCGACGCAUCGUGGAGCAGUUCUGGCGCCUCGCGGACCAAGACAAGACGGGAACCCUCGAGUACGAGGAGUACAUUGAACUUUCGCUCAAUUUACAGAAGGCCCUAUGCGUGAGGAACGCCGAGGCCGAGGAUCUGCGGGGGACUGUGUGGAAAUCAAAAUUUACGGCGCGUUCGUGCUGAAUCAUCGCGUCGUCCUCCACGCCAUCGACGCGACGCCUGCUCGACGGCGUGGCGGUGUGAAUUCCUCACCGCUCGACCGAGCUAGGACGGCCGCGUCGUCGCCGAGAAACGACUUAGUGAAGAAUUGUCGGGUGCACCCGACGCACUGGUUGAUUUCCACACAGGCGGGGGACCCCCGACGGCUUCGACGAGAAGCAAGCUAGGGAAAUUGCGGAGCGGGACUGGGACCAGGAUCGCAGGGUCGACGAUGCUGCUAGAAAGCACCGCGCGAUGGGCGUCGUUGAUUUGAGGCGCUUCGAGCUCAGUUUAUUGCAACUAGCGGACGCGUGGGCCGACACGCGGACUUCCAUUGAAGUGAAGAAGGCCGCCAGGGACGCGCGGGAGGCGGGGCGGCGCGUCGGGCCCGUUUGUAGAAAUGUUGCCGUCGCGACGACGCUCUGGAACCUGCUGGAGGCCGUGUCCGUGGUCGACGACGAUGAUGUGAGGGUCUGGCGCUGGCGCUUCUAUCGAGAGCCUUUGUUAAAGAAGAAGAAGGCUAAGCCGGUGGCGGCACCACAGAAGAAGAGCGUCGUGCCGGCUCCAGUGAAAAAGAAGACCAUAACGAGGGCGCCGCUCUGGCUCGCCUCGCACAAGAAGAAGAAGAAGGUCGUCGAGUCUCCCAUCAAAAGCCCGCCGCCGCCGCGCGAGUGGUCGCCGAUCGCGGGCUUAUAUACGCCGCCGGAGUCGCCCGCCAAGGUCGUCAAGGAGACCGUGGUUGUCCUCGCGAAACAGCCGCCGCCGCGGCGCCCGAAAACACCACCACCGAAGCAGCCCACGCCGCCGCCGACGCCGCCCGACCCCCACGUGAAGGAGCUGGAGCUCAUGGCUUCGUUGAGGCCAAAAACGUACACGGAGCGCGCCGAGGGAGACCUCUGCGUCUACCGCGAGGCGGCGCAGGCCUCGCCCCUCAAAACUCAACAGCUGCCGCGGCUCCGGCCGAUGCCGACGCCCCAUCAUUCUGAAGGGGAGGUCGGAGCGCAACUCGACCGCAUGUACGACGCCGUAGUGUCGCCAUCCAAGGCGCGGGCCGACCUUGGCGAAGCAAAUAUGCUCGCCGUCGCCGACGCGCAGAAGACAUACGAGGCACCCGCGCCGGCACCAGUCGCCCCAAAGACGCCCGUAGUCGCGGAGGCGCCUGCGCGUCCAAGGGGCCGGGCGUCGAAGGGGAUGGUGUUCCACCGCAACAUUCACGCCAAGGGCCUGACGGUCUCCUACGACGAGGACGCCUCGUUCCUGGCGCUCAUGCGCGGCGCCGCCGCGGCGUCGCCGGCGCCGCGCCGGCGGAAGCCGCCGCGCAAGCGCCGGUCGCGUGACAGAACGCCACUCGUCGACCCGGGCCUCGACGCGAUCUUGCGGGAGACGGCGGCGUCGCCGCAGAAGAAGCCUCCCCGCGGCAGCUUCGACUCCAACGACUCGCUGGCGUCGUUCGUGUCGUCCGCGGCUCCGCGGGCGCGGCGGUCGGCGCGGCUGCGGACUGUUGUGUAA